AUACCUUUAAAAUGAGGACUGAGGGCUAUGCACAUCAUUUUGGUUUAAGGAACAGUUUGUCAGGGUAAUAAUACACUAGAACACUGGUUAAAUAGCAGUAUCCGUUAAGUGAUCUCUAUGUCUUUGAUGGCAUUGUUUGUAACGUAACACAGAGAUGGCUUAGACUGGAAGUGAUGUCAAUAGCUGGGAGGAGGUGGGAGUAGUCAGCUGGACCAAGUCUCACCAGGGCUGUGGUGGUGUUGAAUAUCUCAUGCUGUCUUCCUUUGUGCACUAGACUUGCCCUGGGAAUCUAACAUGAAACAUGAAGAUUUUAGCUCGGGUCUGUGCUGCAAGUCUGCUGCUCUGUGCCAUCCUAUGGCUGUGCUGGAUGAGAGCUAACGUCAAGGAACAAGAAGAGAGCCAGCCAUCUUAUCUACCUCAUACAUUGCAGCUCUGGGGAUACAGCCGACUUCCAGAUGGGGAGCCACUGGUCAGGAACCCAUGCAAGACAUGCGCGGUGGUGUCCAGUUCUGGCCAGAUGCUCGGCUCCGGCCUGGGGCCGCAGAUAGACCAGGCCGAAUGUGUCCUGCGAAUGAACACGGCUCCCACUGUUGGGUACGAAUCAGACGUGGGCAGCCGAAGCACGCUAAGAGUUGUGUCCCACACCAGCGUUCCACUCCUCCUUCGCAACCAGACCUACUUUUUCCAGCAAGCUCACGAGACAGUGUACGUCAUCUGGGGUCCUCCUAGGCAGAUGGACAUUGACCAAGGGAUUACCUAUCGAGCCUUAUUGCAGGCAAAAGGCAGAUAUCCCGGAGUAAAUAUCUACACACUUACCCAGAAUAUGAUGAUGCACUGUGACCAGAUAUUUCAGAACGAGACGGGCAAGAACAGGGCGAUGUCCGGUACCUUUCUGAGCACUGGCUGGUUCACAAUGAUCCUGGCCAUGGAGCUAUGUGAGGAGGUCUCUGUCUAUGGGAUGGUCAGCGAGAACUAUUGCAGGGAUCGCUUACACCCACCGGUGCCUUACCACUACUAUGAGAAGGGCAGGCUGGACGAAUGUACCACGUAUCUGAUGCAUGAAAGGGCCACAAGAGGGGCGCACCGCUUCAUCACAGAAAAAGCCGUCUUCUCCCGCUGGUCCCUCAAGAAGCACAUCCAUUUUAUGCACCCCUCAUGGGCAACUUGAUGACAAGACCCCCCCUGCCCACUAUGUACAGCUCACAUGCAGCCAUUUUACCACAUGUACAUACAAUGUUGACAACUUUUUGGUGGUUUGCGCACUUGGCCAGUCUCUGAUGAGACAGAAAAGACCGCAUAAUCUGACAAUCGUGACACCUCAAGGAAAGAGCCAUUCCAUAUCAUGUCCACUUUCAAUCAUGGCCUUCUGGAGACGCUUGUCAGGUUUGUUGCUGGACAAUGUUUGGUUGAGGAAUAGGUCAAGUAAGUGGAAGCACAUAAACUUGAUCACAGGUUUGGCCAAAGGGGCAAUCAUUUUAUUUAACAGUAUUAUUAAGUAUUAUUAAGUGAUGUGGGUGCAGCAUCUCAGCUUGGUUGGCCAACCUGAUUUAGUGCUGUAUCAGAGCUCAGGCUCCCAGCAAAGUAUUCAGCUUCUUUUUUCAGCUGGAAGUCCACAUCCCGGCUUAUUCAGAAAGGCCAAGCAAAGAACAAUGGACAAAAGUUACACUGCGAAGCACACAACAGAUGAGCCAAUCAGAAAUCAUCUGUCGACUAAUCAGUAUUAGGCUUUGCAUUGCAAUCCUUACAGCCCAACUCCGGCAAAAACUAUUUUUAAGUUCUAAAUAGAGCAGGGGAAGGUUAGACUCCAUUCACAUGGGUGAUUAGGGGCAUACAGCGGAUUCCUGCAGCAGGAGUUACAGCUGUGGCCGUGAAGCCUGUACAAAUGAAUGACAGGCUGACAGCGGCUGUGAUCGCAUAGUGAAAUUACCUGUGGUUAGUAACAGACGAUCGUUCUUGGACACCAAUAGCCAGAUUCUCAGAGACUUACGUCGGCGUAUCAGUAGAUACGCCG
Molecule: messenger RNA, 2011 nt
Organism: Rana temporaria (common frog)
Lineage: Eukaryota; Metazoa; Chordata; Amphibia; Anura; Ranidae
Gene: ST6GALNAC4
Product: ST6 N-acetylgalactosaminide alpha-2,6-sialyltransferase 4
Exons: 6
Coding region: 302-1168 (288 amino acids)
Biological process (GO): ganglioside biosynthetic process; oligosaccharide metabolic process
Molecular function (GO): alpha-N-acetylgalactosaminide alpha-2,6-sialyltransferase activity
Source: RefSeq, a predicted model, not a curated record